Messenger RNA from Sinocyclocheilus grahami, 5756 nucleotides. RefSeq names its product structural maintenance of chromosomes 5 (gene smc5). NCBI's taxonomy places the organism in Eukaryota, Metazoa, Chordata, Actinopteri, Cypriniformes, Cyprinidae. Gene Ontology annotation, molecular function: single-stranded DNA binding; ATP hydrolysis activity. Gene Ontology annotation, biological process: double-strand break repair via homologous recombination. The record is from RefSeq and is a predicted model, not a curated record. The coding region runs from base 95 to 3313 and encodes 1072 amino acids. Gene Ontology annotation, cellular component: nucleus; Smc5-Smc6 complex. The transcript is spliced from 24 exons.
GCCAAUCACACGGCGACUUGCCACAACACAAGCGCGAAACGAAAGCGUUGCGACGCUGGUGCGGAAUCAACCGGCGGUGUUAACGGGACGAGAAAUGGACCUGUCGCAGAAGAGAAAACGAAUAAGCCACGAAUUAACCAACUCACAGCCCUCCAGGCGCGAAGCGGCACCGUCCUGCAGCACAAAUGGCCAAGCGGGAGGUUUCGUGGAGGGCUCUAUCCUCCGCAUCACCAUGCGCAACUUCCUCACGUACGACCACUCGGAGGUUUUCCCGGGACCCAAGCUGAACAUGAUCGUGGGGGCCAACGGCACAGGGAAGUCCAGUAUAGUGUGCGCCAUCUGCCUGGGCCUGGCGGGGAAAACAGCCGUCCUGGGCCGAGGAGACAAGGUUGGUCUGUAUGUGAAGCGAGGGUGCAGUAAGGGUUCAGUUGAAAUUGAGCUAUACAGAGCGAGUGGAAACUUGAUAAUCACCAGAGAGAUCCAGGUUGAGAACAACCAGUCGACAUGGAUGCUCAAUAAGAAGCACUCCAGUCAGAGGGCUGUGGAGGAGGCCGUGAAAGAGCUGCACAUUCAGGUCGGGAACCUGUGUCAGUUCCUACCACAGGAGAAGGUUGGUGAGUUUGCUAAGAUGAGUAAGAUCGAGCUUCUGGAAGCCACUGAGAAAUCCGUCGGCCCGCCAGAAAUGUACGAGUUUCACUGCGAACUCAAGACGUUUCGCAGCAAGGAGAGGGACCUGGAGAAUGUGUGUAAGGAGAAAGCCAACUUCCUAGAGAAGGCCAGACAGAGGAAUGAGAGGAACAAACUGGAUGUGGAGCGCUACUACAUGAAGAAGAGACACUUGGACAGGAUCCAGAUGCUAGAGAAGAAGAAGCCCUGGGUGGAGUAUGAAACGGCACGUAAAGAGCUCGAGGGGGUGAAGAAGGAGAGAGAGGAAAUGAAAAAGAAGCUGAAGUCGCUAAAAGAAGCUCAGGAGCCGCUACUCAGGAAGAUCCGCUCGGUGGAGAGUCAGCUGCAGCCCAUCGAGCAGCAGAUGAAGGAGCUGACUGCCGGUAUCAGAGACGCAUCGCAGAAAUGUAAGCAGAAACAUGAUCAGCUGGAAUAUAGGAAUAAAGAGGUUGAUGACAUCAGACAGGACCUGAGUCUGAAGCAGACCGAGGAGGCGGACCGACAGAAGCGGAUCGGACACACGCAGCUCAUGAUCAAAGACCUGCAGAAGGAGCUACAGAACAUGGGCAGCAUGGAGGACGUCACGCCUCAGAUUGAGGCUGUUAAUGCAGAUCUGAGGAAAAUCCAGGAGGAAAAAGCCAAACUGGAGGGCGAGAUGUUGGACCUGCGCAGAGAUAAAGACGAAGCCUUUGGAGAAUUAAACCGUUUGCGGAAUCGUCAGAGGAGUCUGGACGACAUGAUGAAGGUGAAAGAGGAUAAACUGCGCAACCGUUUUCGUGACACCUACACCGCCCUCAAGUGGCUGAGGGAUAACCGUGAUCGUUUUGAAGGCAACGUCUAUGAGCCCAUGAUGCUGGUGAUAAAUGUCCGUGAUACUCGGCACGCAAAAUACAUUGAGAGUCACAUUCCUCUCAAUGAUUUGAGAGCCUUCGUCUUUCAGAGACAGGAGGACAUGGAGAAGUUCAUGACAGAGGUGCGAGACACACAGAGGCUGCGAGUUAACACCGUCAUUGCUCCAGAGGAGUCCUGCUCUAAACGACCACCAUCACGACCACUCGAGACUCUAAAGCCUUAUGGUUUCUUCUCAUAUUUGCGUGAGCUGUUCGAUGCUCCUGAGGAGGUCAUGAGUUACUUAUGCUAUCAGUACAAAGUCAAUGAUGUGCCUGUAGGAACAGAGAAGACUAAGAGCAUGAUCGAGAUGGUGAUAAGAGAGCUUCAGAUGAGGAUGAUCUACACAGCGGAGGAGAAGUACACUGUGAAGAAAUCCAACUACUCUAGUAAUGUGGUCUCCAGUAACUCAGCCCUGCGACCCUCACAGUUCCUCACUAUGACCAUAGAUGCAGAUGAGAGAAGCCAGCUGGAGGAGCAGCUGAGGGCAGCAGAGAGGCAGGUGCAGAGCAUUGAUCAACGGAUGGCAGCCAUUCGUGAGCAACAAGCUAAACUGGAUCGCCGUGAUAAUGAGCUGCGUGCUAACAAGAAGAAACUGUCUGAGCUGAAAGGCAAGAAGAGACAACUGGAGCAGAAAAUCAGCACAAAACAGGACAGUUUACGGCAGAUGGAGCAGAAUGAGAUCAACUUGCAGGCAAUUGAAGAGGAAACAAAUGCCAAGAUCGCUGCUGUAAACAACAAGAAAGUGGCCAUAAUGGAGGAGUAUUUGGGUCACAUGCAGAUGAAGGCCAGACUGAGUAUGGAUAAGGUGUACUUGGCUCUUCAGAGUGCCGGUCUCUCUGCUGAGAAAACCAAACUGGAGACGGACUGCAGGGACAGUUCAUCUGAACUCAAGCGAGCCGAGGUGGUGUACACCAAACUGGACCAGGCAAAGAACAAUCUGUUGGCCACGUGUAAGACCCUGAUGAGGAGGGCCAGUGAGAUCUGUAACAUGACCCCCGGAGAGACGGCCGUCCCAGAGGAACUACACAGAGCCUUCAGCCAGUUGCCUGAUACACUGGAUGAGGUUGAUGCCAUGCUGAAUGAGGAGAAGACCAGAGCCGAGUGCUUCACCGGCCUCAGUGAUGCUGUGGUGGAGGAAUAUAACAGACGUGAGCGGGAGAUUCAGAACAUGGAGAAGGAGCUGGACGACAAGACCAACGCUCUGAGAACCUACAGACAAAACAUUGCUGAGGCCAAAGAGCGCUGGCUGAAUCCUCUGAAGCGGCUGGUGGAGCAGAUCAGCGAGCGCUUCAGUGAAUUCUUUCGCUCCAUGCAGUGCGCUGGAGAGGUGGAUCUGCUCUCGGAGAACGAGGAGUAUGAUAAGUACGGCAUCCGCAUCCAGGUGAAGUUUCGCAGCAGCACGGAGCUGCACGAGCUGACGCCUCACCAUCAGAGCGGAGGAGAGCGCAGCGUGUCCACCAUGCUGUACCUCAUGGCCCUGCAGGAGCUCAACCGCUGCCCCUUCAGAGUGGUGGACGAGAUCAACCAGGGCAUGGAUCCUGUCAAUGAGAGACGAGUGUUUGACAUCGUAGUGCGCACAGCGUGUGGUGUGAACACGUCUCAGUAUUUCUUCAUCACACCCAAGCUUCUACAGAACCUGAAGUACGCGGAGCAGAUGACCAUCCUCUGUGUGCACAACGGACCCUACAUGCUGCCGCCCAACAAAUGGAGCGAGAAAACCUUCAUCAGAUGCGCUACACGCAGACAAAUCUCCUGAAGAAACUCAACUACAUGAGCUCGAGUUCUUGUUGGAUCACCAGUUCAGAUGAGGUUAAGUGCCUUCAUGUCAUAAAUGCAUAAAAAAUGUUUCCAGUUCUGAUUAAACAUUUUGUGUAAGGAGUUAAUAAAUGCAACAGUUUUUUUUUUUUUUAACAAGUCAGUGUUAAUUCUCACUAAAGGAAACAUCACUAUUAUUAUUAGGGUCAGAAAUGCAGUAUGAGAACUGUUUUACGCAGUAAUAUUACAUUUUAUUAAUGGUAAUAUUUCAAAAAAAAUUUUUUAUUGAAAAUAUAAGCUGAAAUUUACGCAAUUCAUAACUGAAUGUGACGAGACAAGAAGCAUUUUUCCAUUUUGUGUUUUCAACACAGUUGAACAAAUAAUACUGAAUGUGUGGCUACUUUAAAAUACAAAUAUUAUAUUUUUGUUGCCAUCACUCCACUUGCUUGUUUGGCUAUUAGUUUGUGUGAUGAUAAUGAGGAUUUUUCAGUGAGCCUUUAUGCAGGUUACAUGAACCGUCUUGACUUUGAGUGAAACAUUGAAUCAUUGACUCAACUGAUUUGUUCAAAAACAGAUUAAUUUAGGAAGGAAACACAUUUACAGUGCUAGUAUUACAUUUAUGUAAACGGCAGUAGAGUGCUGUCUUGAAAGCAUUGUAAUUAUUAGGCUCUGUGACGAUGUUUCCUUGAGUUAAUUAAGAAAAUGAUUAGUUAAACUCUAGUAAGAGUUAAUUAAUCGAAGCUUGUAUGAUACGGCCCUCUGGUGGCCAAAAAAAUGGAUAGCGCCUACCCAACUAACAUACAGCCUCUGGUUUCACAUCCGGCCCUGAAACAUUUUAAAUUCAUUGUACUGAUUAAAUUGUUUGGGUGUAUUGGCGGGAAAAUGAAAAUUCCUUAUCUCGCGUAAACUUGCCACAAUCCUACUAUUAUUGAAAAGACGAGUGUUGCCAUCAUUUUUGAAAGCAGUCACGUAGUUCUCGUGAUCAUAUCGGGUUGCCAAAUCCCCACAGGUUAAUUUACCAAAUUAUAUUUGUAUUGAAAUACAUAAUCUGCCAAAAUAAUUCUUCCUGAGCAAUUUUAUCUUUUGUAUUAUAAUUUCGGUAGUUUUGAAGGGGAAACAUAUCUGGCAACCCUGUGACACACUGCUAAUUCACCUGUUUUUAAAUUAGUUUAAUCGUUACAUUAUUUCGCAGAAAUAAAUCUUAUGCACAGAACGGACAUCUUUAUAACACCAUGACAACAGCACAGUACACAUUUUAAUGAUAUCUCUGUACAUAAUUUUAUUUACAUGAUACAAUUUCGCAGUAAUGGUGGGUAACAAGAUUAUAUGCGCAAUACAUAAAAUAAAUAAAGCUAGUUUGUACAAACUUGCAUAACUAAAAAUCUAAUCGGAACAGAUGGUUAGUUUUACUUUGUAAACUCACAAAGCUCUAAAAUAAAACAGCGCUGUGCAGCCAGACCUAAAAAAAAAAAAAAACAGACUGAGCCUCAAAUGAACACGAUGGCGACUAACUCACAACACUUGAGCAGGCGCAACGGGCUGAUUAUAUGACACUAAACAAUACCAUUAUUUCAUACCAGCAUUUAACACUCAAUACCCACUAAAAAGAUCAAUCACACACGAGAAAGGUGAAUUACAGAGCAAAAAGACACAGGAAAAGAAAAAAACAAGAAAUGGACUUCUAGUAUGCAGUCAACUGUAAAAUACUAAUUUCACUAACCAUGCAAAACACCCGCUUUAAACCCAACAAGCCCAUAAAUCAAAUUGGUGUCACAUUACAAUGAAAAAAAAAUAAUUUAAUUCACUUAAAUGGGGAAGAAUGAAUAAAUGGUUGUGUCGUUGCCACGUCCAACCUCAUCUGAACUUGACAGGGUAUCAUGGAUGCAGUCGCUCAAUUGAUCAUGAAGCAUUCUGGUCUGGCUGCAUUAAACCAUCCCAAUUGGAUUACUUAUUUUUCACAAAGUCUGUCAAUGGGUUAAAAAUCAUUUUUAACAGUCAAAUGACAGGGAAACCCCAGCAUCACUCUCGACAGCUGGAUAACUGCCACUGGCUGAUGCUCGAGCAGAAAGAUGGCUGAUGAAUGUCGUAAAGGCUGACUCGAGAAUGGCAGGGCCAAACAUUCGACCCGGAGGAAACAGAAGAGCGUCCAUCUGCUACAUGAGCCAGCCAUGCACUGCUGCUCUGACGGCGCUCGGGUCAGAGCCGUAACAGUCUUCAGAGUCCGACCGGGAGACACAUCACAGAGUAAACGAACAACAGCACGUCUUCCACUCAGAAACAGACACAUUAGGCAAAUGUCUCUGGCUUCACACCUUUUAUAGGCAUCCUUUUUUCCCCCCCCAUUUGUUUUAACUUGAAGCUCAUAUAACAGCAAAAGAAAGAUGGAAACAAAGUGAUCACUCAUGCAUUGGCUUAGAAACAAGAUUCUUUCCCAUACUGUAAUU